[Torrubiella] hemipterigena is the source of this 312-nucleotide messenger RNA. The record is from the annotation of a GenBank genome assembly. NCBI's taxonomy places the organism in Eukaryota, Fungi, Ascomycota, Sordariomycetes, Hypocreales, Clavicipitaceae.
AUGAAUCUAUUUGCCAUUGUUAGUCCCAGUAGCCCCAUGGUCGCUGCGCGAUACACCCGUUUCAGGGAGCUGCGCCUUGUCGUUCCAAUCAUUGAGAAUGAAACCUGGAGUUUCUCUAAUUUUACGGAUAAUCCUCUCGAGGAACAUGCUGUUCUCGGAACCGAAUACAGGUCUUUUAUGGUAGCUGUGGAGAAUCGAUAUGGAAAAGCUGCCGCUGAGUGGGUUGAAGAGGGAGCGUUUAUUGUUAGAUGGUGGCUGGAUGAUCAAAAGAAGCGAUGGCGCUAUGGACCAUAUCACGAGCAAUCCCUGUAA